This is a messenger RNA of Paramacrobiotus metropolitanus, 847 nucleotides long. RefSeq lists its product as uncharacterized. NCBI's taxonomy places the organism in Eukaryota, Metazoa, Tardigrada, Eutardigrada, Parachela, Macrobiotidae. The transcript has 2 exons. The record is from RefSeq and is a predicted model, not a curated record. Bases 91 to 639 code for a protein of 182 amino acids.
GCUGUCGUUCACAUCUAAUAAAUACAUAUUAGAUACUUCACAUUGGCGUGAAGGAUGAUAGCAAUUUUUAAAAGUUUUUAAUCUGGAAUAAUGGCUACCACUGGUAAUACGGAUGGUACUAGUACGAGUACCGUUGUCCGUACGUCAGUGACGCAGACCAGGCAGGAUGUGGCCGGAGAAGAAGCGGAUUCUACCGGAUUGCCCCGCCUGGCGAAGUUCGAUCCAGAGGUCAUCAAACUGGAGACCUGGCGGAUCCAGUUUGACAGUCACCUGUCCUCCCAUGGGAUGGCUACGGACAGGAAGAAGCCGCUACUACUGGGAUCGUUGGCUCCUAAGGCAAUGGAGAUGCUAGCCUCCAUGUGCCGUCCGAAGGAUCCUGGCGCGUUCACCUUCGACGAGCUGUACAGUCCAGACCGUGGACCACCACCCCCAGGGAAGGCGGAAGUCGUGGCUCCCAAGGCCGAAACGAAACCUCCGAAGAAGCCAUCGGAGAAGGCUGCUGCGAAGCCACCGAAAGUUCCGAAGGCUCCGAUUCCGGAAGCAGAACUCCGCCGAAGCGAUCGGACAAGGAAAAUGCCGGAUUACCUCCUCAAGGAUUAUGUGAUGAAAAAGAUUUUUGUAGAAUUUCCGCCGAUUUAAAAUUGUUAUUUAUUCCUGUUUUAUUCAGUCCGUGUGUUUUUAUCUUAUUGUGGGGGAGUGUAGUGUAUGUAAUAUUAAGUACUGUAGUACUUAAUAUGUGCUUAGCAACGUUGCAGUAGUUGUGAGUUUACCUUCAUGUUUUCUUAUGUUUACGUAUUCAUUCUAUCAUCAGCCAAGCUGUCGUUCACAUCUAAUAAAUACAUAUUAG